This is a messenger RNA of Acinonyx jubatus (cheetah), 14957 nucleotides long. RefSeq names its product N-acetylated alpha-linked acidic dipeptidase like 2 (gene NAALADL2). The record is from RefSeq and is a predicted model, not a curated record. The transcript is spliced from 14 exons. NCBI's taxonomy places the organism in Eukaryota, Metazoa, Chordata, Mammalia, Carnivora, Felidae. The coding region runs from base 9842 to 12202 and encodes 786 amino acids.
GGAAGAAUCCCAAGCAGGCUCCACACUAACAGCAUGGAGUUUGAUGAGGGGCUCAAACUCAUGAACUGUGAGAUUAUGACCUGAGCCAAAACCAAGAGUUGGAUGCUUAACUGACUGAAUCACCCAGGUACCCCUGUGUUUUGCUUCUUAUAUGAAGAAUUUUAUUUCUCAUUGUUUAAGAAUGUCUACAGUAUACCAAGUUUUUACUAAACAAAUCAUCGCCACCUUAUGGUAUCAAGGUACAGAUAUCAGCCACGUGGAACUUCCAUCAUAGAUACCAAUAGGAUAUAAUCCAAUCAUCUAACCAACAGCCAGAAUUUUUUUUUUUUUUCUUUUUAAUACUGGGCCUUUGCCUUUUUCCAGGAGUGUUCUUUUUCUUUUCCAGAUACUUAUCUGACAAUACCACUUGGAUGUCUGAUAGUAUCUCAGACUUACAAAGCCUCACCACCUCACCAUCUACAGCUGUACCUAUUUCUCCUAUGGUGUUCUCCACUUCAGAAUAUUCCAUUUUUCUUGGUUCUCUGUGCAAACUGUGGAUCAUCUUUAAUAUACUUUUUCCCAUACCACAUCCAACCCAUAAGCAAAGCGCUUUGGUUUCCCUUCCCAAAUUUAUUUAGGAUCUGAUUUCAUCUUAAUGCUUUUGCCUUUACCACCCUUGAUAACCUCUCCUCAGCUAUUGAAAUGAUCUAAUUUGUCUCCUGGUGUUAUUCUUGCUGCUAUAUAGUCUACUCUCCACAGAGAAAUGAAGAUUUUCCUUUUAAAACUAAAGUCAUAUCCUGUCAUUCCUCUUGUACUUCUCAGACUUGGACUUGAUCUUCUACGACCCCACACCUUCGUACUUUGUAUUCAAGCCACAACAGCUUUUUAAUGUACAACGCAUGUGCAUCUUCAUUGUUCUAGCUGAAUACAAGUUCCUUGUUAAGUCAAAUGUAGCUCAGUCCUUUUUUACUAAAUUUGAAAUGAAACCUAACUUGGUGAAUGGUCAUGAUGCCAAACAUAACUCCACUUCAGAAAUUUUGCCCUUGUUAUCCUAAUGAGAAUUGUUUAUCCCCAGGGCCAGGCCCUCCACUUUAUUUCUGGUACCUGUUCAAAUAUCAUCAGGGAGGCCCUACCUGAACAGCUUUAUCCAUUACUUUCUAUCCCACUCACUGUACUUUAUUCUUCAUAGCACAUAUUUUUAUUACUGAUGGCAAGGCAUGGUGAAGAUUUAAGGUUGUGAAUGCUAGAACCAGACUGUCUAGAAUUCAAUAUUGUCUCACCCUCUUGUUUCGUGAAACUUUCUGUGUCUGGGUUCCUUACCUAUAAAAUGGAAAUAAUAAUGCCUACCUCUUAAAUGGUUGUGAGUUAACAUAAAACUCUUGGAACAAUAGCCGGCAUUAGUAGGCAUUCAGUAAGUGUUAGUUAUAAUAUACAUUAUUACCAUAUUGGAUGUAUUUCUUUGUUUCAUGUCCGUCUUCUCUCUUUAGAAUAUAGGCUCCUUGUGUGCUUUGUUUACUGCUGUGUUCUUAGUACUUAGAAAAAUUUCUGGCACAUGAUAGAUGCUUAAGGGAUUGUUAAAUAGUUAAUUGACUAGAUAAUAAAGUCAUAAUAAAUGAAGGGUAUGAGGGAUAUAUAGAAUGGUUGUCUACUUGAGUACAUACAUGCUGCAUGACCUAUGCAUAUGUCAGUUGUUGUUAAAUGCAGUAGAGUUCAGAUAUAGGAGAAAUAAGUGUGAGUUGGUAGAUAGGCAACUUUUAAGAAGAAAAUAGACCUUAAAAUAGCUUUAAGUGGAGAUGAACUUUGAUAUGUGUGUUGGUAAGUGAAGGAUGAAGAAAAUUUUCAAAAUGGAGAAACAGUGGUCAUAUGUAAGUCCACUCCAAAAUCAGCCAGUCAGCAAGUCAGAGUGUAGGAGAGUGAUUGAGAUUAAGACCAGAUUUGGAGGGACUGGGACUGGGGUUAAGGUGGUCAAAAUUUAUUAACUGAGCCUUUUUUCCUGCCUCAACACUCAAGAGAGGUACAAUAGUUUUCUGUUUGUAAAAGUAGCUCAAUAAGCAUCAAGACUCAUUAAGAGAGGUGUAUGUGGUUUACAAAUUCCCUAGGCUGUUAUUUCCCUUUAGCAGGAAAAUAAAUUUUAAAAGGGGUUUGUUUUUACAUGAAUAUAGCAAUGAGUAAUUAAUGUCAGAGUAUGAAGAAACUAGUAUAUAUGCUGGUUAGAGGUAUAUGGCCUCAAAAAAUUUAGACAUUUGGUUAAACAGAGGUGUAGAAUUAGGUAUAUUCAUGUUUAAUUAGGGUUUUUCUGUUCAUUCAAAAUCUUUCCAAGUAUGUUUCCUAGAUCUCCAGUAUCACAAUCUUUUGGGAAGCUUAUUGGAAAUGCAGAUUCCUAGGUUCCACUACAGACUGACCAUACUCGAGUUUCUAAGGUACAGCUCAAGCAUCUACAUUUUUAAAAUAAUUUUUAUUCAUGUUUAUUUAUAUUGAGAGAGAAGAGAGAGCGCGAGAGUGCACAAGCUUGUGGAGGGGAGGAGAGCGGCAAAGAAAGAGGGAGAGAGAGAAUCCCAAGCAGUCUCUGCACUGUCAGUGUAGAGCCAGAUGCGGGCUUGAUCCCAUGAACCGUGAGAUCAUGAUCUGAGCUGAAAUCAAGAGUUGGAAGCUUAACCAACUGAGCCACCCAGCCACCCCUCAAACAUCUACAUUUUAAGAAACUCCCUCAUGUCUUCCAGCAUGUGCUUUGCUUACCAACAUUCAAGAAUAAAUGCCUUUAACUUGCUUAGAUGGGGCAGGUAAAGUGGAUGGCCCUACACAAAGGAGAAGAUAAUUAAAAGAUGAGAGGAUAUUCAACAAUUUCACUAGGUCAGAAAUUUGAAAAGCAUAUAAAUUAUUUUAGUUUAUUUUUUACUUCAUUUAUGGUAAAAUGCACCCGUCUAAGUAAAUGUUAAAAAUCUUAAUUAGAAUCAACAUGCCUCUAAAUUAGCUUUCAACAUUUUGUCUAAACAUUACCUGUUUAUCUUUCUCUUACUUUAGUGUAUCUUCUGACCAUUUUAAAUGCCACUUUUAUACUGACCCAUUUUAUAUUUAUCUUCUAAUUAUAAAUGUAAUUAUGCUCAUUUGACAGUAUAGAAUGUUAAAAAAAUGUACUGACUUCCAAUCUGUGCUUUUGGUUGCUUUGUUUUACAAAAUCAGGACCACAAACGGCAUACUCUUGUGCAACUUGUUUCUUUGUUUGUUUUAACCCUUUUAAAAGUAUUUUCUCAUGGGAUGCCUGGGUGGCUCAGUUGGUUAUGUGUUGACUUCAGCUCAGGUCAUGAUCUCACAGUUCAGUUUGUGGGUUUGAACCCCACAUCAGGCUUUCUGCUGUCAGUGUGGAGCCUACUUCAGAUCUUCUGUCCCCCUCUUUCUCAGUCUUUCCCCACUCAUGCUCUCUCUUUCUAAAAAAUAAAUAAUAAUAAAUAUUUUAAAAUAUAAGUAUUUUCUUGUGUUAUAGUAUAUAUUUCCCUAACACUCCUACUGGCCAAUAUCCUAUUUUGCAAACCAUUCUCUUCCAGCCUUCCUUGGCUUGCUGUCCAACAACAACACCACCCUCAAAUAACUUUCAUUUUUUCCUGCCCUUAAGUUGUGGUGUCUCCUCAGUUCUCUUUCUGAAUGGGAUCCACGCACAGUCACUCAUUCUCAUUCAUUCAAGGCUGCCAUCUCUAUGUGCACCUGGCCGACAGUACUUUCUGAGACAGGACAAUAGUGGUCCCACACCAGGACCCUGCUCUAGCUUCCUCUAGCCACACUCCUCACCAUGGAGUCAACAAAACUGAAAGAGACAGCAAGGCAAGAUACAGCAAACUUUCUUCCAGAUUCAGACAGUUUAUUACUUACAUAACAAAAGCAAGAUGAACCGAGGUGUCAGCUCCCCAUAUGCCUUCCCCCAGGACAACACUAAAACCAAAGGGCCUGGGUGAUAGGAUGAAGCCACGUAAGUGUUAGGGCACCUUGUUGCUGAGACGCUCCUUCCAUGCUGAAGCCAAGCAGUUUAUAGUCUGCAGCUGUGGCCCUAAGUGUAGGGGUUGUGGGGAGAGAAAGCUUUAUAACUCAGCAGAACCCAGAACAUGAUAAGAAAUCAUCUCAUGGCAGCAUCCCUGGUAGAUAGAGAGAUGGAAAGGAGAUGACCUGGUAGUAUCUCCUCAGAAGCCACCUAUACACUUAUGUUUUCCCAAGAAUCACAGGGCAUUUUACCAAGACUUCUAUCAGCCAGGGUUAAGGCUUGCCUGCGUGGCCCGUGUAAAGAUGUGCAAGGUUACCAGGGCACCAUGGCCAAGUGAUUCGCCUAAAAUUGGGCCCAUGCAGUUCUCACACCCCAAGACCAAGCUCUAUGGGAACCUGAGCCUGGAAUUCCUUGCCCAAGUUACCUCAUGCCUGCUUCUGCAUCCCAUUGGAGCAUCUAUCCUAGGUUGGCCCUUCCAAGGUAGACGGUAUGCUGGUAUGCAUGCCCUAGCCCUAAGGGGUGACCAAGCAGUGGUGUUUGUGUGGGUCAACAAAGAGCUUGGUUAAGCAAGCCAGGGUCUCCAUAUGAAGGCCUGCAAAGCCUUUGGGGUGAUGGACAGAGCUACCAAAUCAGAAUCAUUGUUCAAGUGAAUGAAGCUUUGGCUGCCUGGGAGGAACAACCUAAGGAAGACAGGGAGAAUGAAAAGUCAAAGGAAAGCCUUUCUUGGCUUCCCCUGUUAAACCUGAACCACUGAUAAACAGAAAAUGUAGAUUCUUCUUAAGGAAAAGGCUGUUCUCAGAUGAGGAGAAAGCAGUCAAGAGGUUUUCGUUGUCAUGAUUUUUGUUCACAGCAAAAGCCAAUAAAUAUUAGGAUAGCAUCUCUAAACAGAAACAUGAUGUGAAAUACUUAGUUUUUUUUUUUUAAGGAUUUAAUGAGGAGGAUACUAAAUAAAAUUUGCAUAUUUAUAUUCUUGGAAAACUUAUUCUAAAACAGUACUUUAAAGAAUAAAAAUAUUAAUAAUGUUUACAUGAAAUUAUUUUAAUUGCCUCUAUAUUGAGAAAAUAAAAUAAGGAAAAGUAAGUUCACUGACAGUUUAGGUAAGACCUGCCUAAGGCAUAAGUUUAUUGUUUGAACCAUAUUAUUAUGUCCAGUAUACCAUCUAUCUAGCCAUACCUGACACAGUAUUCACACAUUCCUUUUUAGAUAUUUGAUGAGGUAAAACCCCCUGUGUAUAUUCAAAGCUAAACAUUCAUGAAGAUGUCAUAAAAAAUUCACAUUUAGACUGGCCACCAGAUUGUCUUUGUGAUUGCUGCAAACUCAACAUUUACACAUCUGUCACUGUUUUUUGUUUUGUUUUGUUUUUUAUUUCUAAUAAGUUUUGAGGAACGUUUGAUCAGUGGUUCUUAACUAGGUACAUAUCAGAAACACUCAUGGACAGUGUCUCAAACUAAAUGACAAAUGACUGAUAAUAUCAAAAUUUAGGAACUGAAGACUUAAUUUUUUUUUAAGUUUCACAUAUAUGAUAAUCAAAUAAUUUAUUGUGCAAACUUGGACACUGUUUGAAAGUGAAAGUGUGGUAUUUACAAUUGUGUUGAGACCAUAGGUAUAAAUUGGGACUGUCCAAAUCAGAACAUAUGGCGAUUCUAUCCAUGGGUGAUUGCAAUAUGCUACCUAGUCAAAACAAACAACUUUCUAGUAGUUGAAUUAAUCGCAUGGUGAGAUCACAUGCAAUUAUGGGUGAGGAACAGUCUUUUUACUUGGCUAAGGAAAACCCUGGUCAUUGGUUUUAAAGAAAGAAAAAAAAUUGGUUUUUUACCCAGAUGUCUUUUAGUAUAUUAUUUAUAAUUAUUUGAGGGAAUUUGUAGGGCUCUUAGGCUUUUCAUUUUAAAGGUGGCAUAUUUUUCAUGGAGACUUUUAUAUUUGAAUGUCAUGAAUCGUAAAAAAACAGGUAACAUGCUGUUCUGUUUUGUAUUCUUUGUGCUGGAGUAUUUUGACCAUUUACUCUUAUUUUGCUAGUUUUUAACUUAUGGGAGAGUUAAAGCAGAAGAGAGUUCAUGGCAUUCUAACUACUGACAGUUCUAUUUGUGAAGUGUUUACCAAGUACUUAGCAUUUAUUGUAGAGCAGGAAAGCCGUAUUCCAUCUUCCAGUACCACUUUCAUUUAAAUAAACUGUCUUUGGUAUAUAUACAUACCUUCUUGUUCUUUCAUUUAUUCAUACAUUCUUUAACAACUUUUUUAAAGUUUAUUUAUUUUUGAGAGAGAGAGCACAAGAAGGGGAGGGACAGAAAAAGAGGGAGACAGAGAAUUUGAAGCAGGCUCCAGGCUCUGAGCUGUCAGCUCACAGCCCUGUGUGGGGCUGGAACCCUCAAACCUCAAGAUCAUUACCUGAGCCGAAAUCAGACACCUAAUCCACUAAGCCACCCAGGUGCCCCUAUUUAUGCAUUAUUUAAUUCCUUUAGUUUAGAGUUGAAUAAAUUUGUGCAACAUUAUACCUAACACUCUAUUGACAAUACAGACUUCUUAAUUUUGCUUUACAAAGGUUAUGUAGCUCUUACAUUUAUAAAAAGUUGCCCACAUUUGAGUGUCUGCAUGUGCAUAUGCUCCUGCAUGCACGCACAUACGCAGGACACAGUCCUAGCCUCCAUCUCUCUCAUGAGCUCUAAACCUAUGCCGAUUUGCCUGUUUAACAUUUCUAUUUGUACGUUUCAGAGACUCCUAAGUUAACAUAACAUACAAGUCUGAAUUUGUAAUCAUUUGUUUCCAAACUUCUCUUUCCCCAUUGUACCAUUUUUGAAUCAACUGCCCUAUUGUCCGUCCAAAUACCAAACCUCAGAAAUCUUUUAAUUAGUAGAAUAAUGUAAUUGUUGUUUCUCUUUCAACUUAUCUGGGAUAUUCAUGAGAACAAGACCAUGUUUUGUGGGGUUUUUUGUUUGUUUGUUUUUUUCCUUAUAUUUCCAUCAUUUAGCAGAGGACUUACUAUAAAAUGCACACUCAAUAUUUUGGGGGGGGAAAGCUAGGGGUACCUGGGUGGCUCAAUCAGUUAAGCAUCUGACUUCGGCUCAGGUCAUGAUCUCACGAUUCAUGGGUUCAAGCCCCGUGUCGGACUCUGUGCUGACAGCUUAGAGUCUGGAGCCUGCUUCAGAUUUCCGUGUCUCCCUGUCUCUCUGCCCCUCCCCCAUGCACACUCUGUCUCUCUUAAAAAUAAACAAACAUAAAAAAAAAAGCUAGACAUGUAAUUUCAUCUAUCCUAAAAUACUUCUUUUUUUUUCAUCCUAAAAUAUUUUUAACAUUAUGGCAGCAUACUUAUGAGCACAGAUUCCUCAGAGUGUCAGCAUGAUGUAGAGACAAAUGCUAGAAUCAGAAGACCUGCCUUUCUCUUUCAGUCUACCAUAGUGUAUUAUUUCAGGGAUCAAUUGAGAUAAUAAACUUGGAACUGUUUUGUUAAUGGUGAAGUUAUAUAGAAAAAAUGAAGCUGCUUCUUUAUAAAGUCCUUUAUCAUACUUUUAUAGGCAAGUCCACAAUAUAAUAUUCAGUCUCUGUGAAGGGUGUUCAUUCUUCUGUUUUUUCCCCGAUAUGCAAUAUUAAUUCUGCACUAAGAUAUGCAGAAUCCCAUAUUAAAGAACAUGUAUCAACGCAGGACCCAGGAAAUGUUGAUGCCUGGGCAUACACCAAGUAACUGUAGAUACAGUGUCUGCAUGCCUCUGCAUAUUUACAAUACAUUUUUAUUCAUUCUUUCUUUCCUGCCUUAAUUUUUCUGUCAGCCUGAAAAGUUGCUUUUUAUUCAUGCCAUGGCCUUAUUUUCUGUGACUGCCUCUUGGCAUACAUUAUUAUCGAUAGUUUGCAUAUCGUGGGUAUAGCACUUUUCAGUCUGAAAAUCCACUUUUCAUGCUGAUGCUAUGUUUUCUAGGUCUGGUGUCUGUAAUACAUUAUUGUUAACAACAUUUUGGAGUCUACUCUUUUUAAUUUGGCGCUUCUUAUCCUCAACAUUUUUCAAGAUGUAUCUAUCCAGUGUAGUUAACACUAUUGGUGUCUCUAAGAUGUUGAUGUAUAAGGAAAUGUACAUUCUCUAUCUGGAGGUUGAGGAAACCAGGUUCGAUGUUUGCUGUUUUUAGGAAUGUAUGUUUGCAAAAUGACUUAAAAUUUUCUUUAGAGGAGCUUUUCCUUCUUCUGUAAACAUUCUCUAAAGAGUCAACUAUACAAAGCUUUGAGGUCUUUAAGAUUAUCAGAAGUCAAUAUCAGGGCCAGAGUUGUAAUUCAUUUUCUUUGUGAGUCCUACUAUCCUAUUGUCAAAGAUGACACUCAGGCAAGCAUCCCUUUUUUUUUUUAAGUUUGUUUGUUUGUUUGUUUAGAGACAGAGUGGGUGCACGGAAGGAGCAGAGAGGUAGGGAGAGAAUCCCAAAUAGGCUCUGCAAACCCUGUGUGGGGCUUGAUCUCACAAAUCAUGACAUCAUGACCUGAGCUAAAGUCAAGAGUUGGAUGCUUAACCCAGGAGCCCCACAAGCAUAUUUUUUAAAUACAUGAGAUAAGUAUGCUUAGAAAUGUGGUUUCCAUGCAUUUCCUUAACAUAUUUACCCAAUGACAUUGUAGCUUUGGUUAGAUGUUCCCUUCAUUUCUUCCCAGUUUUAUGUACACAUGUAGUACAUAUGAAAUAGUGGUAUGGAAAGCAUUAUAUUUUUACAGUUUCUCCAAAGAGAGUUUUGUUUUUCUAUCUAUUUUAGGCUCAGUAUUAGAUCUUGAACAGGAAUCAAAUGUUAGAGAUGAUAAGAAUGAGUAGAAAGUAAUCUCUCGGUCGUUCCUCUCCAGACCAUCCUCCUGUUUUGAUGUUUGUGUUGCACCUGUGGUCACUUCAUCUUUGUUAGAAUAUUCAGACCAUAAACACACUUCUUAUCUAUACCAUGUUUUUGCAAGGAGACACUCUGACUGUUAUCUCCGUGGUGAGUCCUUAAUCACGAGAGUUUUGAGCUGCCACAAAAAACUCUGUUUAAUGGAUGUCCAUAUAAUCUGACGCCUAGAAAACAGUUGCAUGUGUUCAUCACUUGUAACUUUUAGAACAUAAAAUCUAAUCUUCUUUGAGCAUUUAUGAAAGGAUGAAAUUCUAGUUUCAAUUGUUGACAGUGUUCCAAGUAACAAAUAGAUUGUUGGCAGUUUAAAAGGAAUGUAUCUACUGCAAGAUAGCUUUAGAUAUUUUUGGUUUCUAAGAAUGUGUUGAUGUAAAAUUAGAAGGUAUUAUGCCUGUAUCAUUUUAGAUAAUUUUUUAUAGGUGCAAUUGGUUUUGUGAGUUCAACUCUUGAAAACUUGUAAAGAGACUUUACAAUACGAUGCGUAUAAUUGCUGUUUUUUGUAGGACCAUGUAGGUUGAUUGGAUCCAUGAAAGAAUGUUGAUAGAGAAUCCUAAAUGUAUCAAAGUCUAACAGAUUUUAAUUUCUUUCUAGCAUCUUUUGAUUCUCGGUCUUACUUGUUACUGCUUCUUACAGACCAAAUUCUGCUCUUUGUUAAAGUUUAUUUUUAUUUUGGUGGAGUUUUUCCUUGAGGGAUUCUACUCACAUAAAAUCAGGGGGUAAACUUUCAAAAUUUGUUGUUGUUGUUGUUGUUGUUGUUGUUGUUGUUAAUGUUUAAAGAUUUGAUUUUCCCUUCAUAAUAGGAUGAUGUUUUAAAUAUUUUUAGAUUUCUCAGUUUAUAUUUUAUUUCAUCCAACUCUAACCCUGAUGACAUUAUCUUCCAACAUAAAUCUUUUCUAAGACCUCUAAUAAUUGGGUUUUGUUCCUUUGUAGAAAAAAAUUUUUUUUCCAUGAAAGCCUUUAGAAUUUUCUCUGCACUUCUGAAAUUUUCCAGGCACAUGAGUCUUAUGUUCAUACUGCAAAGCACUUCCCAUGUAUAUUGCCAUCUGAAGAUAUGCAUGCCCUUUUCAGUAAAAAGAUGGCUUAUCAGAAGGUCAAUGCAGAUCAAAGAGCUCCAGGACAUUCACAGUAUUUAGACAAUGAUGACCUUCAAGCCACUGCCCUUGACUUAGAGUGGGACAUGGAAAAGGAGCUGGAGGAGCCUGGUUUUGACCAGUUCCAGCUAGAUAGUGCUGAGAAUCAGAACCUGGAGAAUCCAGAGACUGCAGACCUCAAUCUUGAUUCCAUUCAACCAGCAACUUCACCCAAAGGAAGGUUUCAGAGACUUCAAGAAGAGUCUGACUAUGUAACCCGUUAUACAAGAUCUGCACCAAAGAGCAACCCCUGCAAUUUUUGCCGCCUUUUAAAAAUACUUUGCACAGCCACCAUUUUAUUUAUUUUGGGGAUUUUGAUAGGCUAUUAUGCACAUAAAAAUUGCCCUUCAAAUGCUACAACUUCAGGAACGCUUGAUCUUCACUUAUACCAAGAGAUUCUCAAGACAAUCCAAGCAGAAGAUAUUAAGAAGUCUUUCAGAAAUUUGGUACAACUGUAUAAAAGUGAAGAUGACACAGAAAUUUCAAAGAAGAUUAAGAGUCACUGGACUUCCCUGGGCCUAGAAGAUGUACAGUUUGUAAAUUACUCCGUGUUGCUUAAUCUGCCAGGCCCUUCUGCCAGCUCUGUGUCUCUGAGCAGCAGUGGCCAAUGCUUUCAUCCUAAUGGCCAGCCUUGCAGCGAAGAAGCCAGAAAACACAGCAGCCAAGAUCUGCUUUACUCAUAUGCAGCCUAUUCUGCCAAAGGAACUCUCGAGGCUGAAGUCAUUGAUGUGAGUUAUGGAAAUGCAGAUGACUUAAAAAGGAUACAAAAAAUGAAAAAUACAACGAAUAAGAUUGCACUCCUGAAAUUAGGAAAAUUGCCGUUACUUUAUAAGCUUUCUUUAUUGGAAAAGGCUGGAUUUGGUGGUGUUCUUCUAUAUAUUGAUCCUUGUGAUUUACCAAAGACUGCAAAUCUUAGCUAUGAUACCUUCAUGGUGUCACUGAACCCAGGAGGAGACCCUUCUACGCCUGGUUAUCCAAGUGUGGAUGGAAGCUUUAGGCAAAACCGAUCAAACCUCACAUCCCUGCUGGUGCAGCCCAUUUCAGCAUCUCUUGUUGCAAAACUGAUCUCUUCACCAAACAGCAGAACCAAAAACAGUGUCUGUAGCCCUCUAGAACUGCCAAACAAUGAUCAGAGAAUUGUCAGCAUGCAAAUUCAGACAGUUACCAAAUUCAAAACAGUUACUAAUGUUGUUGGAUAUUUAAAGGGCUUGACAUCUCCAGAUCGGUAUAUCAUAGUUGGCAGCCACCAUCACACUGCAUACAGUUAUUAUGGACAAGAAUGGGCCAGCAGCACUGCCAUAAUCACAGCUUUUAUCCGGGCCUUGAUGUUAAGAGUUAAGAGAGGGUGGAGACCAGACCGCACAAUUGUUUUCUGUUCAUGGGGAGGAACAGCUUUUGGCAAUAUUGGCUCAUAUGAAUGGGGAGAGGAUUUCAGGAAGGUUCUGCAGAGAAAUGUUGUGGCUUACAUUAGUCUCCAUAGUCCCAUAAGGGGUAACUCAAGUCUAUAUUCUGUAGCUUCACCAUCUCUUCAGCAACUGGUGGUAGAGAAAAAUAAUUUCAACUGCUCCAGAAGAGCUAAGUGUCAAGAAACCAAUGUCAGUUCUGUACAGAUAGAAGGUGAUGCUGAUUAUUUCAUCAACCAUCUUGGAAUUCCCACCGUGCAGUUUGCCUAUGAGGACAUCACAGCAUUAGAGGGUCCAAGUUUUCUCUCUGAGGCCCUUUUCCUUAAACGUGCAACAAAAAUUGAAGAAAUGGAUCCUUUUUUCCACCUUCAUGAAACCAUUACCAAGCUCUCGGGAGAAGUGAUUUUGCAAAUUGCCAAUGAACCAGUUCUGCCCUUUAAUGCUCUUGAUAUAGCUAUAGAAGUUCAAAACAGUCUUAAAGGUGAUCAACCCUACACUCAUCAACUGCUAGCCUUGGCCUCACGCCUGCGGGAGAGUGCUGAACUCUUCCAGUCAGAUGAGAUGCGUCCUGCUAAUGAUCCCAAGGAGAGAAUUCCAGUCCGUGUCCGAAUGCUGAAUGACAUACUCCAAGACAUGGAGAAAAGCUUCCUGGUAGAGCAAGUGCCACCAGGUUUUUAUAGAAAUAUCCUGUACCACCUUGAUGGAAAGACAAGCCAGUUUUCAAUACUCCUGGAGGCUUGGGAGCACUGCAAGUUACUUGCAUCAAAUGAGACCAUUCAGGAAGCCCUGUCAGAGGUGUUGAACAGCAUUAAUUCAGCUCAGGUUUACUUUAAAGCAGGACUUGAUGUGUUCGACAGUGUCUUCGUUGGAAAGAACUGAGAAGACUCUCAGCAUUUUAAGAAGUUUGUUUACAAUUCCUCAAGCAAAAGCUCUAACCUAACCAGAUUUUCUGACAUUGAAGACUUUCCCCCCAAUGACUUUUUUACAAUUCCAAAGCUAUUAUUACGUUGUAUUUUUAAAUGUACAUAUAAAAGAGCAUUUUGCACAUUUAAUAUUUUCUUAUAUCUACAUCUCUGAAUAUGUAAAAGCAAGUUAUUGAAAUAAUACCUAAGGUUUAUCUAUUAAAAAGAAAUCUGCUGUAUUUUUAUAUAUAUGAAAUAUUUGGGGAGCAAAGUUCCAAGAAGUUCUGGACAAUCUUCAAUUCUAGGGAUAAACCAUGUAGGAACAGAAGUUAUUCCCUAUGUUACAGCUAUUAAUGACCUAGUUUCUGUAAUAGAAAUGGAAAGUUGAUAUGGUUUCAGAUUAACUUCCCUAAUAAGUAUUCAAUACGAAGAAUUCAAGUAUUCCGACUGAAUGAUUGGUCGACCAAAACCACUUUGAAUGUUUCUAUUUUAUGAAAUGAAGUGCCUGUUCAUAAUACAACUAGAUGUAGUAAUACACUGGUUAUGAAAUUGUAUUUUUUUAAGUAUUAAUGAAAAAAAGAGCCAUAAACAUUCCAGGGGAAAAUCUCAAAGUAGCUGCACAGAGCAAUUUAAAUGCAAAUUUUUUCCUAACAACUUAUAAGGUGACUAGCUUUGAAACCCCUAAUUUGCCUCAGUUGAUUUUGUAAAAAUUACAGGAGUGAUAUAUGUCUUAUGAGGGAGAAAAUAUUUCUUAUUUCUUCUUCUGUUCGUUCUGUAGGAAGCACUGAAACCUAGCUACUCUGAAAUGAAAGCAUUUUGCAUUGUUCUUCCUACCUGUAUCUCUUCUGAAACUCCUUCCUGGAAGGCAGUUUUAACAGAAUACCAUGUAAUUUCCACAGGAAAGUAGCGAAGUUUUCUUUGAAAACCCAAACUAUCUUAAAAAGCACCAAACUGCUGUUUCUGCCACUGACACAAAGGACUCACAAUGAAAGAAAUAGCUGUUUGAUCAAUGAAAAACUUCUUAAUUCUGUGAAGAAACUUUUGAUAUUUUUCCUUCUUUAUCCUUCAUUGUGACUAAGAUGCAAAAGUAGAAAAUAUUCAUACUUCUAAUUUUAUGCAGAAAAUACAGUGUUACUACAAGAGUGUGUCUUUCCCACACUUCGAUUCUUCUCUCAUGUGGAAAAUGAAGUUUUUCAUGUUGACACUGUCAUGGAAUGGCCCUAGCAUCCACUAUUCCCCAAAAGCCUACAAUUCUUUCUAUUGGAUGACAGUUUAAACUGUGAGCUUCUCUUUAGAAAUGUUCUUCUGGUAUUGAAUAAAGCGAUGCCUCCUAGGAAGCAUGUCCUCAGCAUAUUUUAUGUGAACUGUCUGUACCUAACACUGCACUCAAACACACUUCCCAUUUAGAUACAAGACAGAACAAGAUUCCAGACAAUGCUUGUAUGUCUAAACGACAGACAUUUAGAUACAUUCCAGACAAUGCUUGUAUGUCUAAGUCUCCGAUGUUUAUGGAUAAGCAUAAACCUACUCUUCAUUUCAAAGAAAGCGACAGUUGAGGGGAAAGAAUUAAUCAGUAUCGAUUAAUUGAUUUAUAGGGGUCAGCUGUUGCCAUCAUAAGUAAUGUGCAUAAGCUCAAGGCAAAGAAGAGAAUUGAUGUAAUUAGCUAGAUAAUUCAAGCAGAAAUCCAUUUUCAUAUGAAUUGCCUGUGUGAGCAUAUUUUUAAAUGACAAAUGAAACUACCUUACAAUGUUUUUUUUUUUUUUUAAACCAAUGUACUUGCUUGAAAAUAUUUCUCAUGUUGAAGAGUAUCUACAGGGAAAGGUUCCAAGGAGCAGUCACCCGUGAGCCUCAGCAUCAGCUCCCUCUCUUGCUCCACAGAAAUUAGCAGCAGAACAGAGGUGAGAAGACACAGACAGACAUGUUUUGGGCCCAAAAAGAGAGUGUUGAUACCAAAGGGUCUCCAACAUUUUAACCAGACUUCGGUGUAUUCAUUCCAGUUCUUCAUUUGGAGUUGAAGUUACUUUAAAACAACAUUUUGGAGUUGGCGCUGAGUUUAAAACAAACAAAAACAAAUAAUUAUUACUUUUGUAGUUUAUCAUUUAAUUUCUCAAUGUUUAUUCAUUUUUUGAGUUAGAGAGACAUGGCAUCAGUGAGAGAGGGGCAGAGAGAGAGGGAGACACAGAAUCCGAAACAGACUCCAGGCUCUGAGCUGUCAGCACAGAGCCCGACGCGGGGCUCAACUCACAGACCGCGAGAUCAUGACCUAGCCGAAGUCUGACUCUCAACCGACUGAGCCACCCAGGUGCCCCCAUGGUUUAUCAUUUUAAAACUCAAUCUUAAAUAAACUCACCCCCUUAGUCUGUAAGACUGUUGAGAGCACAAAGUAUAUGUUUGUAUAUUUUGGUUUAAAGAUUGAUUGUGUACCUAGGUAAACCACAUUGCAUAGAUACAAAUCUCAAUAUUAGUAUUGCCCUUCUAAAUUAUGUGGUAUUUGCUAUUUGAAAAAAAAACCUAAACGUAACUAUGUAUUAAUGUGUUUUUAUUAGUCUAUUUAAGAGAUGACGUGAAGAAAGUAUUAUAAUUAAAACAGAUGUCCACUAAUUCUAUAGAUGCUGCUUUAGAUCUUUGCAACAAACCUCUGACCUAGACAUCAUUGCUAAAUUUAUUAUAUCAUUUUUAUUUCUUUCUCUAACAAAUCCAAGUAAAUAAAAUCCUAUGCAAGUUAAUAACAA